Molecule: messenger RNA, 2230 nt
Organism: Impatiens glandulifera
Lineage: Eukaryota; Viridiplantae; Streptophyta; Magnoliopsida; Ericales; Balsaminaceae
Product: ABC transporter G family member 20-like
Exons: 2
Coding region: 1-2118 (705 amino acids)
Cellular component (GO): membrane
Molecular function (GO): ABC-type transporter activity; ATP binding; ATP hydrolysis activity
Source: RefSeq, a predicted model, not a curated record
AUGACCACCGCAAGUGAUUCGCCUUUUUUGGGUCCCCACCAUGAUAACGAGCUCCGCGAGCUAAGUCGUCGUCCCUUUUACUCUGUCUCGCCGUCCCUCGGCGAACUCCUACAAAUGGUCGGAGACGUCCGAGUAGACGUUUCCGACCAUGAGGACUCACUUCCGAAUAAUCCAACCUCGUACCCAUUUGUCCUCUCCUUUCACGACCUUUCUUACACCGUCAAAAACCGACGUCGGAAAAGUAAUGAACGAACGAAGAUUCUUUUGAAUGGUAUCUCGGGUGAAGCCCGGGACGGCGAGAUCAUGGCAGUUAUGGGGGCAAGUGGGUCGGGAAAGUCGACGUUAAUCGACGCGAUAGCUGGUCGGAUUUCAAAUGAAAGCUUGAAAGGUCGAGUGGAGUUGAACGGGGAGCCUCUCGAAUCGAAACUUCUUAAAGUAAUAUCGGCUUACGUUAUGCAAGACGAUCUCUUGUUUCCUAUGUUAACCGUGGAGGAAACCUUAAUGUUCUCGGCCGAAUUUCGACUCCCUCGAACCCUAUCAAAGUCGAAGAAGAAGGCGAGAGUCGACGCGUUGAUAGAACAACUUGGUCUCGUAAACGCGGCCAAGACUAUUAUCGGGGACGAGGGUCAUCGGGGAGUUUCUGGGGGAGAGAGGCGAAGGGUUUCGAUCGGGACGGAUAUAAUUCACGAUCCUAUCAUUCUUUUUCUCGACGAGCCAACCUCGGGGCUCGAUUCCACGAGCGCGUUUAUGGUGGUUAAAGUGUUGAAGAGGAUCGCGGAGAGCGGAAGUGUCGUGAUCAUGACAAUUCAUCAGCCGAGUUAUCGGAUUAUGGGACUUCUUGAUCGUUUGAUCUUUCUUUCGAGGGGAGAAAUGGUUUUUAGUGGAUCGCCCUCGAGCAUUCCUUUGUUUUUCGAGGAAUUUGGACAUCCCAUUCCGGAGAAUGAGGAUAAAAUUGAAUUUGCACUUGAUUUGAUUCGUGAACGUGAUGAAGGGUCCGAAGGAGGAACAAGAUCAUUAGUAGAAUUUAACAAGGUAUGGCAAGUUAGAAACUCGAGCAAUUCCGAUAGCAACAUUAGGUCAAAGUUGUCGUUGAAGGAAGCGAUAAGUUCCAGCGUUUCUCGUGGAAAACUAGUUUAUGGGACGAAAGAUGUAGAAAAAAGCUGCUCGGUUCAAAAGUUUGCGAAUCCAUUAUGGAUAGAAAUUGUAGUCAUAGCCAAGCGUUCUAUGCUCAAUUCAUGGCGAAUGCCCGAGCUUUUCGUUGUCCGGUUGGGCGCAGUUGUGGUCACUGCUUUCAUUUUCGCAACUGUCUUCUGGAAACUAAACGAUUCCCCUAAAGGAGUCCAAGAAAGAAUCGCGUUUUUCGCGAUGGGCAUGUCCACAAUGUUCUACAUUUGCGCAGAAGCAAUCCCGGUUUUCAUCGCAGAUAGAUACAUUUUCAUGAGAGAAACCGCAUACAAUGCAUACCGAAGAUCCUCCUACGUCCUUUCCCAUUCCCUCAUGUCCAUUCCAUCUAUGAUAGUCAUGUCUCUAGCUUUCUCAAUGAUCACCUUUUGGUCCGUUGGCCUAAAUGGUGGACUAGACGGUUUCAAAUUCUUCUUUAUCCUCGUUUUAGCCACGUUUUGGGUCGGGAGCUCGUUCAUCACGUUCUUAUCAGGGCUAGUGAACCAUGUCAUGUUAGGUUUCACCGUCGUUAAUGCCGUGUUGGCCUAUUUCCUCCUCUUUAGCGGAUUUUUCAUAACUAGGGACAGGAUUCCCGAGUAUUGGAUAUGGUUACACUACAUAUCUCUAGUGAAGUACCCUUAUUUUGCGGUUGUUCAGAACGAAUUCGGAGGACCCGAUAAAUGUUUCGUAAGAGGAACUCAAAUGUUCGACAACUCCCCGUUGGGGAGCGUGCCCGAGGCGAUGAAGGUUAAGUUGUUGAAGUCAAUGAGCGAGUCAUUGGGCUUUAAUCUAACCCCAUCAACAUGUGUGGUUAAUGGGGAUGAUGUGUUAAAGAAUCAAGGAAUUAAUGAUUUAAGCAAGUGGAAUUGUUUAUGGAUCAUAAUUGUAGCUGGAUUUUUCUUUAGGAUUUUGUUUUAUUUUACUUUACUAUAUGGUAGCAAGAACAAGAGAAGGUGAUCAAUCACAACAAUAAUAAUAAUUGUGUAAUUUGAUUUGGUAUUAAAAGCUUGGGUAGUUGGGAAAUUUGCUUAUUUUAAUGUAUAUUUUUAUUAUUGUAAAGUGUACCUAA